Paramormyrops kingsleyae is the source of this 1677-nucleotide messenger RNA. RefSeq names its product baculoviral IAP repeat containing 7 (gene birc7). Lineage: Eukaryota; Metazoa; Chordata; Actinopteri; Osteoglossiformes; Mormyridae. Gene Ontology annotation, molecular function: cysteine-type endopeptidase inhibitor activity involved in apoptotic process; ubiquitin protein ligase activity. The record is from RefSeq and is a predicted model, not a curated record. Gene Ontology annotation, cellular component: nucleus; cytoplasm. Gene Ontology annotation, biological process: negative regulation of apoptotic process; positive regulation of protein ubiquitination; regulation of cell cycle.
CGAGGGAGUGACGUCACCACCGCCGGACUGCCGCGAGGGGGGGCGGCGGGUUGGAGAAGAAUGACAGAUUGGACCGGAAAUUCGGAUCAAAGCCCCGCCCUCGACAUCACAUGCCAGGCAGCCGGUCGGUUCUCCGGCUACUUGAUCCAUAAUGACCGCGAUCCCCAGCAUGUCGGCGGACGGGAGCUCUGCGAUGGUAACUCCGGUUGAGCCGAGGAUGAGGAGCGAGGAAGAGAGGCUCGGGACUUUCCGUGACUGGCCGAGAGAUGCCCCGGUUACCGCAGUCGGUCUUGCCGAAGCUGGGUUUUACUUUAUUGGGCCCGGGGAUAAGGUGCGAUGUUUCUGUUGUGGUGGAGUGCUGAGGUACUGGGUUCGCGGUGACACCCCACUGGGCGAACAUAAGAAGCACUUUCCGACAUGCGGCUUUGCGCUGGGCAGAAACGUGGGAGACAUUCAGGACUUUGCUGGACGGGGUUCUGCUGACGACGUGGACGGUCAGCUGGUCAGCCAGCUGCAGAGGAUGACCGUGGAUGACCCGGCUGUCCUGGGACAGGCAGUGUACCCAGACAUGGAGGCAGAGGAGUCGCGGGUUACUACUUUUCAGGACUGGCCCACCGAUUCCUCGGUCCAACCGGACGUUCUGGCCAGAGCUGGUUUCUUCUAUACCGGACGCGGUGACAAUGUGAAGUGCUUCUACUGUGAUGGAGGCCUGAGGAACUGGGAGCCUGGGGACGAUCCGUGGCAGGAGCACGCCAAGUGGUUUCCACGAUGCGAGUUUCUGCUUCAGGCGAGAGGACGCGAAUACGUCAGCAGCGUGCAAGACUCAUACUUCAGUACAAGUGAAACCCUGAGUGCAUCUCCGAUAUCUACUGCAAGAGACCCCAAUUCUGGACAUGAUACACUGACCUAUCAGGGCUCCUCUUCAGCCUUGAUGACCCCAGUCAUCCACACAGUGCUACAGAUGGGGUUUGAAGCCAAUCUGGUGGAGAGUCUGGUCCAAACCAAGUAUCUGCUGACAGGUACCUGCUACACCUCCGUGUCCGACCUAGUGGCAGAUGUGCUGCAGGCAGAAGAGGAGGACAGGAGGAGAUCCCAGCAGGCCAGAGAUCCUGGAGUGAGUCAAGGACAUAGCGCUGGACAGGAGAGGAUUCAGACCCGGGCCAGAGAUAAAGCAGCGGGGGAGCUGAGUGCCGAGGAGCAGCUGAGGCAGCUGCAGGAGGAGCGAACCUGCAAGGUCUGCAUGGACAAGCUGGUGUCUAUGGUCUUCAUACCCUGUGGACACCUUGUGGUCUGCACUGACUGCGCAGCCAGUCUGCGAAACUGCCCCAUCUGCCGUGCCAUCAUCCGGGGCAGCGUCCGCGCAUUUAUGUCCUGACAGGCCUUUCCAGGUGUUGGGAUAUUUCUGAUGAAGAAUGAACUCAUGGCUAGAAAACAGGGGAUGAAUUUGAAGCGAUUGUUCCACUAACCGGUCGCCUGGGCCUCUGAUGUGGAUUGAACUGUCACAUGUUGAGUUUGACGGUGUUGCCAGGACACCAGAGAAUUCCAGUCCUUCACUCCCCCUCCAAGCAUAACAGAAACUAAAAUGACCUACCUGAUAAUAAAGACAUUAUUUUGUUGCUGAAAUCUGCAUUAUAUUUAUAUAAACAUUACUAAAAUAAAUGCACCAAUUUAUUUUAA